AGAGAGAGAGAGAGAGAGAGAGAGAGAGAGAGAGAGAGAGAGAGAGAGAGAACUGUGGCUGUUUAACGAGCUUUGUCUCAAGGAGUUUGUGCAGCGGGUAAGGCAAACGACGGACCAAGAUGGCGAUGUCGCUAGACAGUUGUGCUGCUCUCGCAAUGUCGGGAGCCAAGUGCAUCAACACCGACCUCAAGCUCACGGAUGGUGUGGGUGGCCCAACGGCUCGUCUCUGUGACAGUAGCAAGCCAUCACCCCGCCUCCUCCAUGGUACUCAGACAUCAGCCUCCUUACCAACAAGGAAGGAACAUGUGCAUGUCCAGGUCCAGUCGGCCGGAGGAGGAGUUAGCCGACUACGUCGGCGGCGCGGGAAUGAGAAAGCCAUGGUGGUGCCUAUUGUCAUCGAAGCACAGGGUAGCUUACCCAGCAGCUGCAGCGGGCUAUUCUCCUCCUCCUCCUCCUCCUCCUCCUCCUCUUCUUCCCCCUCCUCCUCUUCCCCCUCUACCUCGUUGUCCUUACCGUUAAUUAGGCGGAAAGCCGCCGCUUCCACAUGGUCAGCGUCGUCUCUGUUCUUCUCGAGCUCCGCUCGGGCUACCGGUAGCAACGACUUGUACGGAAGAUGCAGUCGCGGUCGCGCUGCAGCCAAAUGGCCGGCGAUGGCGGCGAUGGCGCCAACGAAGAGAAAGAGGAAAGGCAGAGGAGGGCAGCAUCUGCAGCAGCAGCAGUGCCAUAGCCAGCUUGCAGUGACCCAGGUGUUAUGGGAGAAUGGGAGAAAGGAGGUGACGGGGCGUUCUGCGCGUAGAGCUCCCCCCGCCGCCAUCGCCGCCGACGCAGCGUCAGGCGGAGGAGGAGGAGGAGGAGGAGGUCCCUCCCCCUCCUCGGACGAGCGGAGAGGAUUUCCGUUGACGUCAUCUGUGCGGAACAGCAGUCGGCGAGUGGCCGUGAGGCAGGACGGCGUCGAGACAAUGUCGGGAUCGCCAACACCGUCGGUCGCGACGAGAGCGAUCCAGACGUCGAGCGGCGCUCAGACGGACGAAGCAAAUGCUGCCACGUCGGCAUCCGCUUCCGCUUCCGCCUCCGCUUCCGCCGUCCAAUCAAUGGAGCGACGAGUGUUCGAGACCGUCGUACGUCACGCAGCAACGGUGGGGGAAAACGCCAGGUACGCAGAUGGCAGCCGCGGCGGCAAAUCCGAGCCAACCUCCUCCUCCUCCCUCUCCUCGCCCUCUUCCUCCAUUUACUCCGAUGCAUUCUCUUCCUCCUCCUCAGCUAUGGCUAUUGCGGCGGCGGACUUCCCGUCUUCUUCUCCUUCUUCCCCUCCUCCUCCUCCUCCUUCUCCUUCUUCUUCACAGAAUACUCUGUCUAAAGCCGACCAACUUCAAGACUUGAUUUUGGCGGGACAAGAUAGUCUUUUCCCGCGCUGCAAUCCCGAGCUGUUAAAGGUAGCCUACGAUCGUUGCCGCGUUGUCUGCCAAGAGUACGCAAAAACGUUUUACUUGGGCACGAAACUGAUGACCCCUGAGAGAAGGCGCGCCAUUUGGGCAAUCUAUGUCUGGUGUCGCCGGACUGAUGAGUUGGUUGAUGGGCCUCACGCUGCUACCAUCACCCCGGGGGCUUUAGAUAGAUGGGAGGGUAGAUUGGAGGACAUUUUCGCGGGAAAACCGUACGAUAUGCUCGAUGCCGCGCUUGCAGACACCGUGGCGCGCUUUCCUGUUGACAUCCAACCGUUCAAAGAUAUGAUUGAUGGGAUGAGGAUGGAUCUGACGAAGAACAGGUACCGAACUUUCGACGAACUUUACCUUUACUGCUACUACGUGGCGGGAACCGUCGGCGUGAUGAGCACCCCCGUGAUGGGCAUAGAUAAGGCGUCCAAGGCCUCGACGGAGAGCGUGUAUUCCGCCGCCUUGGCUCUCGGGAUUGCUAAUCAACUGACGAACAUUCUGAGAGAUGUCGGUGAAGAUGCCACGAGAGGACGUAUCUAUCUCCCGCUGGAUGAAUUGGAUAUGUUCGGCUUAUCUGAAAAGGACAUUUUCGCGGGAGAAGUGACCCCAAAAUGGCGGGAAUUCAUGCGAUUCCAGAUCCGCCGCGCGCGCAAAUUCUUCAGAGAAGCAGAAAAGGGAGCAGCAGAGCUCACUCAGGAAAGCAGAUGGCCUGUCUGGGCCUCUUUGAUGAUAUACGGUCAAAUUCUUGAUGCCAUCGAAGCCAACGACUACGACAAUUUCAGGAAAAGGGCUUAUGUCGGUAAAUGGAGUAAGCUGAUAGCUUUGCCGCAAGCCUACUUGCGCGCCAUGAGACCCCCGCCGUCAUCGUUGAUGAAGUCGUCGUCGACUCCGGCAACGAUUUGAUUUGAUUUGAUUUUUUUUAUAAUUUUUAAUUCAACUUUUUUUUGUUGCGAUUUUUUUUAUUAUUAUUAUAGAAAAAUCGAGAAAAU
Chara braunii is the source of this 2422-nucleotide messenger RNA. Lineage: Eukaryota; Viridiplantae; Streptophyta; Charophyceae; Charales; Characeae. The record is from the annotation of a GenBank genome assembly.